This is a messenger RNA of Amoebophrya sp. A25, 376 nucleotides long. Lineage: Eukaryota; Dinophyceae; Syndiniales; Amoebophryaceae. The record is from the annotation of a GenBank genome assembly.
GUUUGACAUUUUUUCUUGUUCGUCCGUGGCCUAACAAAUUUCCUGAGAGAAAAAGGAAAAACAUGUUGCCUUCGAAAGCUCCGAAUCACAGGAUGAGCCCCUGUUGGCACUUCUCCCGAAUCAGCACUGCCCUGAGUACACCGCUGACAAAAGCGGCCUUUCGACAGCUCUCGAGCCUCGCUGUUCAGUCUAGGAGCAUACCAGUAGAAGGUGUCAGCGCAAACCGGGCUCAUACGGACGCUGAGUACCAAUCUUCGCUCCGUGCUUUGGCUCGACAUGACGAAAUCUCUGACGUCUCGGUCGCCAACCCUGCCUUUCCCGAUAAGCGGCAUCGAGAGCACGUUUUACGGAUGCUGAAAGAGUCGAAGAAUGGGAG